UCCACAUGAGAGUUCACACUGGAGAGAAGCCUUACACUUGCCAACAGUGUGGAAAGAGUUUCAGUCAGAAACAAAACCUUACAGUCCAUAUGAGACUCCAUACUGGAGAGAACUCUUUCAUCUGCAAACAGUGUGGAAAACGUUUCACUAAAAAACAAAACCUUGAUAUCCACAUGAGAAUUCACACUGGAGAGAGUUCUUUCACCUGCCAACAGUGUGGGAGCAGUUUCACUCAAAAAGGAAACCUUAAAGUCCACAUGAGAACUCACACCGGAGAAAAGCCUUAUACUUGCUCUGAGUGUGGACAGAGAUUUGCACAUAAAAACACCCUUAAUUCCCACGUAAGAAUUCACACUGGAGAGAAGCUGUUCACCUGUGAUCACUGUGAAAAGAGCUUCACAACAGAACUAAACCUUAGAUAUCACAAGAACAUUCACACUGGAGAGAAGCCGUUUGUAUGUGGUCAGUGUGGAAAGCGUUUCACACGUAAAGUAACCCUUAAUUACCACACAAGGAUUCACUCAGGAGAGGACUGUUUUAAAUGUAAUCAGUGUGGAAAGAGUUUCAGUCAUAAAAAAAGCCUCAGCACUCACAUGAUAACUCACACUGGAGAGAAACCUUACACCUGCAAACUGUGUAGGAAGAGCUUCUCGCUAAAAGGAAAUCUUAAGACUCACAUGAGGCUUCACACUGGAGAGAAGCCUUUUUCGUGUCUUCAGUGUGACAGGAGUUUCACAUAUCAAAGAGACCUGAAACGUCAUUUGCAAAGUCAUUCUGGACAGAAAUGGCAAAGUUCUAAAUGUGACAAGAGGUUUAGAAAAAAACGCAAUUUUAAAAAUCACCAGCGCAUUCACUCUGGAGGAAGGCCAUUUCAUUGUGAUCAGUGUAACAAAACAUUUAUUUUGCCAUUACACUUAAAGAUACACAUGAAAAAUCACGAAAACGUGAAACCCUAUUUGUGUUCUUUGUGUGGAAAGAGUUUUAAGUGGUUCGGCAAGUUAAAAUUGCACCAGAAAAUACGGCUCUGUGUGAAAUUAAGGAAACGUUCACGCCACAGCCGAAUGUCCUAAAUGUGAUUGUCCACCUUUCAUGGCCGCUUCUUUUAUUUGCAUUCUUCACCUUUUUAAACUUUACUUUUUU
Sinocyclocheilus grahami is the source of this 1140-nucleotide messenger RNA. RefSeq names its product gastrula zinc finger protein XlCGF8.2DB-like. The record is from RefSeq and is a predicted model, not a curated record. The coding region runs from base 6 to 1070 and encodes 354 amino acids. Lineage: Eukaryota; Metazoa; Chordata; Actinopteri; Cypriniformes; Cyprinidae. The transcript has a single exon. Gene Ontology annotation, molecular function: RNA polymerase II cis-regulatory region sequence-specific DNA binding; DNA-binding transcription factor activity, RNA polymerase II-specific. Gene Ontology annotation, biological process: regulation of DNA-templated transcription.